AUGCAAGAAAUAGAGGAACCGACACUCCUGCAGACAUUGCGCGGUCACAAGAGCGAGGUGACGUGCGCGGAUGCGAGCGGCGCUCGUCUGGUGACCGGCGGCGGCGACCGCGCGCUUCGCCUGUGGCGCUGGGAGCCCGGCGGCGGGUGGGACGAGGUCGCGCGCGCCACGGACGCGCACCGCUACGGCGUCACUGCUGCGCGCUGGGCCGCCAGCGGAGCCCUGCUGGCCUCGGGCGGCGUGGACGGCGUGGCGCGAGUGUGGUGCGGGCGCGGGCUCACGCCGCGACGCCUGCUGGCGGCGCCGGGCGCGGCGGCGGCGCGCGCGCUGUGCUGGGCGGGGCGCGCGCGCCUGCUGGUGGGGCACGACGACGGCGUGGUGUGCGCGUGGCACGCGGCGCGCGGCGUGCAGCUGGCGCGGCUGCACGCGCACGAGGGCGCGCUGCACGCCGUGGCCGCGCCCGCGCGCGCCGCGCUACUGCUCACUGCCUGCACUCACGGGGUGCUCAAGGUUUUCGAUCUCGCGGAGGUAUGUCGAAGCGGAUGUAACGGUGCGUCGUCGUCCCCGGCGGUGCCCCUCGCCUGGAUGGACAACGUGCACGACCUGGGCGCGCUGUGCGCUGACGCGACGGAGGACGGCAACAUGGUGGCCACGGGCGGGCAGGACGCGCUCGUCCGGGUGUGGCACACCCGUGUGGAGGACGGCUGGCCGCGCCGCCUGCUGCAGGGCGGGCUCCGGCUCAGCGGGCACGGCGCGGCCGUGACGGCGCUGCGCUGGGCGGGCUGGGGCGACGGCGCGCUGCUGGCGUCGGCGUCGCUGGACCGCACGGCGCGCCUGUGGCAGCCGGCCGGCCCGCAGCCGCACUGCGUCCGCGUCGUGCACGCCCACGCGCGGUACCUCACCUGCGUCGUGCUGCCGCUCGACAGGCGCUACAUGAUCACUGGUCAGUCGCUGACGCUGUGGGGACGCGAGUACUUCAUGCCGCAACCACUACUGCAGAUUAACGCUUUUGUUGCCUUACAGGGCAUCGGGCCACUGGACGAUGAGGUGAUCGACGAAGACGGUAUUCCGACUCAGACCUCAGUGGCUGGUCGGUCUGAGGGCAGAGACCACUCCUGCUUGCACCGCUUAUGGAGCUCAGCAGCACAUUCCGGUGCCAUCAACGACAUAGCUACGUACGGGGACCUGGUAGCCACCGCUUCUAGUGGGCAGUGGUGUUGCAGCGACGGGGUGGCGCGAGUGUUCCGCUGGAGCGAGGCGCGCGGCGAGCUGGACGCGCUGCACGAGCUGGCGGCGCACGAGUACCCGGUGCUGGCGGUGGACUUCGCGGCCUCCGGGGCCGUGCUGCUCACCGCGGGGCUGGACGGCCGCGCCUGUCUCUGGGACGUCGAGUCCGGGGUACAGCUGCGGUCGCUGAGCGUGCCGGCGGGCGAGGAGGGCGGCGCGGGCGGCGAGGCGGGGGGCGGCGGGGUACGGGGCGCGCGGGCGGCGGACGCGCGCGCCGCGCUGCUGCUGCUGGCCACGGACGACGGGCUGGCGCCGCUGUGGAGCCUCGACGACGACAACCCGCAGCCCCUGCACGUGUACGCGGGGCUGCGCGCGGCGGCCACGUGCUGCGGCUGGGCGCGCGACGCGCGGCUGCUGGCCGCCGCCAGCGCCGCCGGCGAGCUCGCGCUGCACGCGCCGCCCCCGGGGGCCCGCACGCUCUACUACGACCCGCAGGCGCACGGCCUCGAGGGCGUGCAAAGCCUGGACUUCGCUCCGUCUUCAAGCGCACUGGAGCUGGGCGAGCGCCAGCACGUGCUGGCGACGGCGGGCGGGGACUCGCUCAUCAAGCUGUGGCUCGUGAGCCAGCUGGAGGACGGCGUGGCGGUGCGCGCGGCGCUGACGCUGGAGCUGCACGGCGGCGGCGCCAGCUGCGUGCGCUGGGCGGACGCGCUGCUGGCGGCGGCGGGCGCCGACCAUGCCGCGCGCGUCUGGACCGUGGAGCCCCGCGCGCGCCGCGCCCAGCUGCUGGCCGUGGUGUCCGUGGGCAGCGCGGGCGGCGUGCUGGCCGUGGCGCUGCUGGGCGCGGCGCCGCUGCUGCUGGCCGGCUCGCUGGCGGGCGAACUGGCCGUCUGGCGCCUGCCGGCCGAUUUGCCCGACGAGCGCGACGACGAGGAGGGCACGGCACCAUGCUUCUGGAACGAAGAAGGCGUGAGGCGCUGGCUCCGCGACUGCAUCUCGCGAGUCCCCGGUGCGUGCACUGCCCGUGCUGCUGGUGCUGCUGGUCCUGCUGGCGCGUCAUGUGAUGUUGUUGCCGCAGGCGCGGAGCUGCGCCGGAACGAGGAAACGUUCCUGACCCAGAGAUGUCAGCAGAUGGAGGUGACGGGCUCCAUGCUGCUCUCCACCCCCGUCGACACGCUACUGCAAACCUUUGGAUUUGGUAUUCCGGUUUAUAUACCCACACGCUUGCAUGCUCUAUAA
This is a messenger RNA of Spodoptera exigua (beet armyworm), 2466 nucleotides long. Lineage: Eukaryota; Metazoa; Arthropoda; Insecta; Lepidoptera; Noctuidae. The record is from the annotation of a GenBank genome assembly.